AUGAGCAAGCCAUUACAUCUCUCCGGGCAGGACUAUGCCAGCCCCUUUUCAUUCGACCUUGGCAAGGCAAAGCUCGACAAGACAGUGGAUGUCGGAAACAACGGUGUCUCCGCAUCGACUGACCAGUAUGGAAGGGUUCUUCAACUCAGUACUUACCACCCAAUACACGGCAUUAUCGUCGCCGCACCGUACUCUCAGUUCGACAAGACCCGGUACCACGACCCUCAAUAUGUUCGCCAAUACCGAACCAAGAUGCUUCAAAUGUUGUCAAAUGACGAGGAAGGAUUCGGAAUCGUCGUUCAAGAUUUGAACCUCACCUUUGGACUGCAACACCUAUCGAUGAGUGCGGCAAGAUCAAGUUGCACCACCAAAAGGGGUAUCUGCGUUACAACCACGAUGCAUGUCGACGAUGAAGGAAACUUUGCUCAAACUAUUGUACUUCGAAAUCCAACAACGGCCCCUAUAUCUCUCGACUAUCUGAUCAAUCUUCGGCUCAGUGUGCACCGGGCUUCCUACGGUCAACUGACAGAAGGAGGACCUUUGGUCCCCCCCGACUGCAAAAAUCAGCUUCACCUAGACGAUGACACCACUUUUACGGUUUCAAACCCUCUACUAGGUGGUUGCCUUUUGGGUAGUCUGACUUUAGACGACAAACCCCACGUCUUGCCAGGAAUUCAAGAGUCGGUUUCUACAGGCAUCCUGUCCGAUGCCGUCAGCCCAGUGCAGACGAUAACAAUCGAACCGGAGUCACAGGUCACUCUCAGUUCACAAUUUACCUUGUUUGUGAGCCUUCCAGACAAGGACCCUGAUGUCCCGUCGAGAACUGGUUCCAGGGGAAAACAGUGCUUGCCCUCAGAAUGGAGAGACGCCAGUCGCUGUAGCACGUACAUAGUCAGACGCAAUGUCGACUAUAUACUGGGUAAUUGCGUCGUGCCCAUGCCUGACGAUGUCGUCGGCAUCAUCACAGACCACGUUGCAUUGCCAUUGGGCUGGAACAGAGAUAACUAUUGGCAAUGGCGGCUGUUGCUGAAUGUGCAUCAGCACCUUGACAAACUUGUAGAGCCUACCCAACACGGCGUCUAUAAAAGCAAAAUCGAGCGGGUACUAAAAGGCCAUCUUAAAUGGGCACAUGAGGUGGCCGAGCGACCGCACACCUUCUGGCACCGGUCAUAUGUGAUUACCGGCAAGCCCAAAGACGGUCCGACGUUCCAGCUAGAUCAGCAAUGCUACCCUCUUCUCGAGCUAUGCGAUUAUUCGGACGCAUUUCCCGACGAUAAAUCAUUUUUGGCAGACCUGGUGCUCGGCGCGGCAGUGCGUGAGGUACUGUCUUCCAUUGUAUCAAGGCGAGAUGCGUCCAGUGGUCUCUUCCCCACGGAUGAGACACCCGGAGACGACGCGGUUGACCACCCGUUCCACUUCUCAAGUCAUGUCCUGCUAUGGUACACCAUCCACCGGAUUGCGAAGCUGUUCCUAGAGUUCGGAGCUCCAAAGGGGUUUUCAUACCAAGGCGUAUUGGAAAUGGCCGCAUCGAUCCGUCACGCGACACUGAAGCAUUUCAUCCAAUACAAAGAGGAAGAUGAAGAUUCGGAAGGGGUUCAGAUGAUAGCCUAUCUGGUAGACGGUCUCGGGACCAAGACGUUCUACCACGAUGCAAAUGACAUCCCCACCAUCUUCGCCGUGCGAUGGGGGUUCCUCACCUCCGAAGCCGAGAUCAAAGCGUGGCACAACACCAUGUCAUUCGCCCUGUCGCCUCGGAAUCGGCUGGGCUACGCUGCCGGCGGUGACUUUUCCGGGCUUGGGAGCGUGCACUCCAAGGGUCCGUGGCCAUUGGGGUAUUUCCAGGAGCUUCUCUAUGCGCACAUGGCGGGAGACGAUACCGGCAGAGCCGAUGCCAUCAAACGAAUCGCCGGUUCGAUGCAGUGGGAUGGGACUUUUGGCGAGGCAGUCAACCCCGAGACUGGGGCAGUGACGAGUAAGGCGUGGUUUAGCUGGCCUGGCGCCAUGAUCGGUGCCAUGAUCGUCGAGGAGGGAGUGUGCUUCUAA
Molecule: messenger RNA, 2043 nt
Organism: Clonostachys solani
Lineage: Eukaryota; Fungi; Ascomycota; Sordariomycetes; Hypocreales; Bionectriaceae
Source: the annotation of a GenBank genome assembly